GUCUCAGCCCGAAUAAAAAAGUAAAAAUCCCAAAAAUUAAAACGUGGCCGGUCGUCGCGCCUGCGCAAACCACAAAAAAAAGAGGAGAGGAAGCUGCGUGGAACAAGUCCCUCUAAAAAACCUAUUUCAUCAGGGUUGUCUGCCGCCCGUCCGCCCAACAAAUUACAAAAAUCCAAGAAACCAGAAGUUAUGUGAAGAUGAUCUCGCCCCUGUCGUCCGAAAGAUGAUCGAGGCCUUUGCGAAUCACUUAAGCAGCCACCUGGGACGCCACCUCUUCUACUGGGCCAUCGAAUCAAGCAGCAUCGGAAGUUCGGGUAACUACGGCCUCAACCUGCGGCUCUCCGAGCUGAUCAACAAAUUCCACGGCCCCCUCGAGCGGGGCGUGCAGGUGCUGGACCACCUGUUGACCCUCGAGGAGGACGACUUUGCCGGCCAUUGGGGCAGCGCCUAUGCGCACAAUUAUGAGCCGGAGUACGCCGCUCGAGUGCCGGAGAACGAGGAGUUGCCACCGCCAGAACAGAUGGAAACACUCAACAAUGGCAACGGGCUGCUCCAUUCACCGCCCCACAAUCACCAGCAGCAGCAGCAGCAGCAGCGGGGUGGAGGAGGAGUCUCUCCGCCCGGCGGUGCCUCGUCUGGAGCGGAUCACAAUAUACAGAUAACGCAGCCCAUAAGUGCUCCAUCCUCACCUCUGGCCUCGCCGGGCGCCCUAAACAGCAGUAGCAGCAGCAGCGGUGGUGGUGGGGGCAGUGGCGGAGGGAUCUCUGGCAGUCCCACAGCCUUCUGUCUGCCCUCCAGUUCCGCGGCAGCUGCUGCGGUGGCUGCUCUUUCGGCAACACCCACCAGCGGCAGUGGAUCGUACGUGUGUUCCGCUGGAACCAAUUGGCAUUUCGCGGCUGUGGCGGCAUCCAAUGCCAUUGAUACCGCGGAUCCGAACUGGCAGGCCAGCAAGGCGACGGUGCUGGAGAGGAAUGCGGCCAUGUUUAACAACGAGCUGAUGUCCGACGUCAAGUUCGUUGUGGGCGGGGAGUUCGACAUUGAUCCCAUUCAGACUAUACCCGCUCACAAAUACAUUCUCGCCACGGGCAGCUCAGUCUUCUACGCCAUGUUCUACGGCGGAUUGGCGGAAAACAAGCAGGAAAUCAAAGUGCCUGAUGUCGAACCCACUGCCUUCUUAACGUUGCUAAGGUACCUCUAUUGUGAUGAAAUCAAACUGGAACCUGAGCACAUACUGGCCACUUUGUACGCAGCUAAGAAGUACAUAGUGCCCCACCUGGCCAGGGCCUGCGUCAACUAUCUGGAGGUGAAGUUGACGGCAAAAAACGCCUGCCUACUUCUCAGUCAAUCGCGUCUGUUCGAGGAGCCCGAACUGAUGCAGCGUUGCUGGGAAGUGAUCGACGCACAGGCCGAGAUGGCGGUUAAGUCCGAGGACUUUGUGGACAUUGACCUCAAGACCUUCGAGUCGAUCCUCUCGCGAGAAACGCUCAACUGCAAGGAGAUCCACCUGUUCGAGGCGGCUCUCAAUUGGGCCAUGAACGCCUGCGAGAAGAUGACCAUCGACGAUACGCCGCAGAAUAAGCGCAGGCUGCUGGGACAGGCUCUGCACCUCAUCCGCAUACCCACCAUGUCGCUGGAGGAGUUCGCAAACGGUGUGGCCCAGACUGGCAUCCUCUCGUCGCAGGAAACGAUCGACAUGUUUCUGCACUUCACCGCCAAGGUUAAGCCCUCGUUGGGCUUUCCUACUCGCUCGAGGGCGGGGCUGAAGACUCAGGUGUGCCAUCGCUUCCAGUCGUGCGCCUACCGCUCGAAUCAGUGGCGUUACCGCGGACGCUGUGAUUCCAUUCAGUUCUCCGUGGACCGCAGAAUCUUCAUCGUUGGCUUUGGACUGUAUGGCUCAUCGACUGGCGCAGCCAACUACAACGUCAAGAUCGAGCUAAAGCGUCUCGGACGCACCCUCGCCGAGAACGACACCAAGUUCUUCUCGGAUGGCUCGAGCAACACGUUCCAUGUGUUCUUCGAGAACCCCAUUCAAAUAGAGCCCGAGUGCUACUACACCGCUUCCGUUAUCCUGGACGGCAACGAGCUAAGCUUCUUCGGCCAGGAGGGCAUGUCGGAGGUGCUCAUGGGCAAUGUGACGUUCCAGUUCCAGUGCUCGUCGGAGAGCACCAACGGCACUGGCGUGCAGGGCGGCCAGAUUCCUGAACUGAUCUUCUAUGGACCCACCACGAUGACAGCCAUGAGUUCGCCCUCGAAUUCGCUGUGUGCAACGCCAAUCGGAGGAGGAUCAGCUGCAGCAGCAACUGCAGCAGCUGGAACUGCCGCAUCCAAUGGCAGCAAUUUAACUAGCAACAAUGUCAACGGUUCCGGGGAGGAUCUGGCGGCUGAGGGCAGCACCUGAUGCGCACAGCUCUACUGCGCCGAGUGGCAGGGAGCCUGCUACUAUCGCCAGCAGCAGCAGCAACAAUCGAGGAGACCAAUACAGCUACAAAAUCGAAACUCAUGGGUUUUCAGUGCAACACAAGCAAGCAAAUUGGAGUUUUAGACGCAAUUAUAGAGCGUAUAUACGGAUAUAGACAUAUACGACGAUAGUAGAGUGCUCUAGUUUUCAUAAUAGUCCUAUAUAUAGUCAUACAUAUAUAUACACCUCGAGACGGUGCGUUUUACAGCUUCGGCACGGUUGUGGGAGCGAGAUCAUGUCAAGAAAGUCACUCGAUUUAAGGAACCGUUCAAAGUUCCCUUCGUUAUAGCCAAUAGCACGUUAAGCCAGUCAAGUUUGCAGCCGCUCUGAAGCUGUGAAACGCACUGUACACAGUUUGUUGGCAAAAUGCAUACAAAGGAUAUUUUCAAAAUUGAAGCAAGUUGAAUAUAUAUACACCCGUAACUUUAUACACAUACACACCUAGGUGCAGAUGUAGUAGUUGACUCGAAAAACUUAAUACGUUCCGUACGACUUGAGAGGGGGUGGGCAGAGGGGGGAAUAAGUAAGUUAAUUCGGCGCUAUAGAGAGACGCACAGACAUCGUAAAUAAAAUGCAAUAAGCAGUGAAUUCGGGGCAAUCAGUCAAGCUAGCGUUAACCAAUAUUCUAAAGAAAGAAAGAGUUGAGGGGAGGUACUAAUACUAUAUAUAACAUAGCAAACAUAUUUUUUGCCAGCAUAUAUAUACACACAUCUGAUCUGAUAACGAUAUAUACACCUACCUAUACCUACUAUUCAAGGGAUAAUAAGCCAUGUUAAGAAUUGCAUACGACGAAUUUGAAAGCCAAGUUAACCAGUUUACGUAAUAAGUGAAUCAAAAGUAAUGCCCGAGUAUGCGCAAAUAUUAACUAAUUAUAUUCGAACAUAGCUGCAGUAGUGUCUCCAUUUCGUAGUUGUUUCAUUAUAACUCUCUUACAUGCAUAUUCCAAUACAUAACAUGCCUUUCUACUGACAUUAAGCCCCGUACUUUGCUCCUAUACGCAUUACAUUCUAGGCUGCUCUGCGCAACAAUCAGUUUUACGUUUCGACAUUAUGGAUUUCUUUUGGAAAUUGUACUGAUUUUUUGCUUUUGAUAAGAAUGUCUCCUACAAUUACCGUUUUUUUAUAUACAUAUAUAAUAAAUAUAUAUAAAUAAAUAAAGCAAAUGUUAUCCUAUAUUGAUUAUGAAUCUAUUACCAAUUAUGCACUUUAAUCAAACGAAAUACAUUAUUAGAUUUUCCGAAUUUACAA
Drosophila kikkawai is the source of this 3705-nucleotide messenger RNA. It is a transcript of the gene lute, whose product is annotated as BTB/POZ domain containing protein 3 lute. NCBI's taxonomy places the organism in Eukaryota, Metazoa, Arthropoda, Insecta, Diptera, Drosophilidae. Gene Ontology annotation, cellular component: cytosol. The record is from RefSeq and is a predicted model, not a curated record. Gene Ontology annotation, molecular function: protein binding. Gene Ontology annotation, biological process: neurogenesis.